CACAGUGCUUUUGCGGCGGCUGAUGCUGGCUCCAAGGCUGAGGAAGUAAGAGCAAGAGACGAUCGUCAUAAGGUCUUUAUCAUGCGUCCCUUAGUGAGGUCGAAGAUAGGGGGGCUGGGCAUGUUCACGUCGAUGCUAUCCAGACGGAUGUCGUCGAGCCUGCAGAACCCGGGAUAUCUGAGACAAUUCAGCUGCCCUGGGCUAUAGAAGAUAUGGUUCUGAAGGACGACGAGUUUGCAGAAUACUGCUCCCUGAGCAUAUUAAUGAAUGAGCUCGAUACACUGCUAGAAACGACGAACACGUAUUGGGCAGAGGCAGCGGAUGGAGGGAUGCCCAUCCCGGUAGCAGCAUGGCUGUCUACUACUGUCUUUCACGCCGUGGCAAGAAUCUUCACCAGAUACAGUACCAUCGCUCCAUCCUACGACGUCCUGAUGGAGAAGUGGUUCAAGCACCGCGAAAUAUGGCCGUGGCGCAUCCGAUUCCGUGAUAUCCCCGCGCUGAGUAAAGAGGAAGGGCCGUGCUGGGAUGGCAUCGCCCUUUGGUACUAUGGCAAACUGCUCAGUGACUGUAGAACGCAGAAGGAGUAUGAGAAAAUCGUUCCAACCGCGGGGAGUAGGCAGACGCCGCAGAUGCUUAUUCCCAACCCCGCGACGACCUCCUAUCGCGACGUGGCCGAAUACGACAACGCCAUGGACAAGAUGCAGGAGAGCAUGCGUCUGGGCCUCGUGGAGAAGCGAGGAAUUCGCAAACUCGAGCCCGCCGGGGCGCUGCAGUAUGUCUGCGAGCCGCUGCUCCCAGUGCUUGCGAGCGCGCUGGCCAACAAAAACGACCCCGUGCCCUUCCAUCUCGUCUUCGGCUACGAAAUGCUUCUCUCGUCAUUCAAGACGCAUCUCUGGCGUAACCCACGGCAAAACUGCCGUCUCGCCGCCCUCCGUCUAGCCAUGGAGGUGAAAAGCGAGGCCGAAAAGGCCGCAGACCCGGCGCUCUUCAACUGCAAAUGCACAGCCAAAAAUUGUAUCCUGUGCACCAUGCAAUGGGGUCUUGCUGAUACCGCGUCCCGUCUCGAUGCCUACGUUCGGGAGGUCAGAUUCGACCUGUACUACCAAGCCCCCUGGACGGCGGGCUGCCACAUGGUCGAGACGCUGGUCUUCGCCCGCUACGAGGGCUUGAAUCUGUGUCUCAGCUCCGGCAUCGUGGCCGCGCUGCUGCAUCUGUACAACGCGCUCGUGCACGUGAGCCCUGCGAUGCCGCGCGUUAAGCUCCUCGAUGACUUCUGCGCUCUGUUCAAAGAGCAAGUCUUCCUAGGCACCUUGCCCAUGGACAACUUCUCAUCGCAUUUCCGCCGCGCAAUGGGCGGCAAGUUAUCCAAACCCGGCAGUGAAGACGGCCCCUCCUCCCCGUCGUCGUCGCGCAUUGCCCUCCCGACAAAAGCACAACUCACACACGCUAUCAAACCAGGCUCCUCGCUCUUCUACGACAUGCAUAACUUCAGCUUCGCGCCCACACCUGCUAUCUGGACACGUGCAUACCUCGGUCCCGGCACCGCGGCCACGUCGGCCAAGAAACAGCGCGACGUGCUUGACCUCGUCCACACCGCGCCCUUCAACGUGCCGCUAGGGAAACUCGGCGACGCGGUUAUGUCCGAGUUCACUGGCUCGCAGCCCAUGAUGCGCAUCAAUUAUUUCGCCAUCCACUCUUUCUGCGCCCGGGUGAUGCGCGCGCUGGACGAAGCGCUGCUGUAUGGCAGCAAGGUGCAUGGCGUGCAUAUCGUGGAUGACUUGCUGGGGGGAAUUAUGCGGCAUUUGGGAGAUGACGGGGCAAGACGGGUGCUACGAUUCUGGGGGCCGAUGGUGUGUGUGAAGAGGGUUUUUGGGGAGGUGGAUGGGCAGAGAGGAAUGGAAGGGUUUUUGUGGCGCGUUUAACGCGCUGGAUAGGUUUAUGGCGGGUCAGUGUUGGGAGUGCGCAUAGUGGGAUUAUAUUACCGGUCUAUGACAUCUUACCGCGCUGUGUGUCUGUUUUUGAUGUCCCGUUUAAAUACUCAGUGUCUACUAGUCGUACUUACAACUCAGAUGCUG
Molecule: messenger RNA, 2075 nt
Organism: Dothidotthia symphoricarpi CBS 119687
Lineage: Eukaryota; Fungi; Ascomycota; Dothideomycetes; Pleosporales; Dothidotthiaceae
Exons: 3
Coding region: 213-1922 (569 amino acids)
Source: RefSeq, a predicted model, not a curated record